UAUAUUAAUAAAAAAGUUCCAAAAAGGGGGGGAUUGUCAUCUCCUUUGGGGUGCAAUGGCUUCCAACUCAAGUUCUCGAGUGUCACCACGCGGUGAGGACGAAAAUGGAGGCUUCUUGGGGAUCUGCAAGCCUGUAAAAUAGAGAGCUUCUUCCCCAAAGAGCCAGAGACUGAGGCCGGAGGUCAAAAAAGAAGGCUCAGGAGGGGCGGGGUCCGGCGGUGGAGGCGGGCAAGAGGGGAGGAUCCGACCAAGCGCCAACCUCAGCUCGGCCCCAUACCAGGAAGCGCUGGGUGGGGGCAAGAGGAGCCCUGCUGAGCCUGAAGCCAGGAUGGUGGCGCCUUCGCUGAAGCUUCAGGACCUAAUCGAAGAGAUUCGUGGGGCCAAAACCCAGGCCCAGGAGCGGGAGGUGAUCCAGAAAGAGUGCGCUCACAUUCGGGCCUCCUUCCGCGAUGGGGAUCCCCUGCAGAGGCAUCGCCAGCUGGCCAAGUUGCUCUACGUCCACAUGUUGGGCUACCCCGCCCACUUUGGACAGAUGGAGUGCCUGAAACUGAUCGCCUCCCCCAGAUUCACAGACAAGAGGGUGGGCUACCUGGGGGCCAUGCUUCUAUUGGAUGAGAGGCACGAUGCCCAUCUGCUCAUUACCAACAGCAUCAAGAAUGACCUGAGUCAGGGGAUUCAGCCAGUUCAAGGCCUUGCCCUUUGCACUCUGAGCACCAUGGGCUCUGCUGAAAUGUGUCGUGACCUGGCCACAGAAGUGGAAAAGCUGCUCCUGCAGCCUAGCCCCUAUGUGCGCAAGAAGGCUGUUUUGGCUGCAGUACACAUGAUCCGGAAGGACCCUGAGCUCUCCAGCAUCUUCCUACCACCUUGUGCCAAGCUGCUCCAUGAGCGACAUCAUGGUAUCCUGCUGGGCACCAUCACGCUGAUCAUGGAGCUCUGUGAAAGAAGCCCUGCAGCCCUCAAGCACUUUCGAAAGGUAGUGCCCCAACUGGUACAGAUCCUCCGGACUCUGAUGACAACAGGAUUCUCAACCGAACACAGCGUCUCUGGAGUCAGUGACCCCUUCUUGCAGGUCCAGAUACUUCAUCUGCUUCGGAUCCUGGGACGGAACCAUGAAGAAAGCAGCGAGACCAUGAAUGACUUACUAGCCCAGGUGGCUACCAAUACAGACACCAGCCGAAAUGCAGGCAAUGCAGUCCUAUUUGAGACCGUGCUCACCAUCAUGGACAUCCAUUCUGCAGCUGGCCUUCGGGUUCUAGCUGUCAACAUUCUUGGCCGUUUCUUGCUCAACAAUGACAAGAAUAUUAGGUACGUGGCCCUGACAUCAUUGCUGCGGCUGGUGCAGUCUGAUCACAGUGCUGUGCAGCGUCAUCGCUCCACUGUGGUAGAAUGUCUACGGGAAACUGAUGCCUCCCUUAGCAGGCGGGCCUUGGAGCUGAGCCUGGCCCUGGUGAAUAGCUCCAAUGUGAGAGCGAUGACACAGGAACUGCAGGCCUUUCUGGAGUCUUGCCCCCCUGAUCUGCGGGCAGAUUGUGCCUCAGGCAUCCUGUUGGCUGCAGAGAGGUUUGCUCCAACCAAGCGGUGGCACAUAGACACCAUCCUGCACGUGCUGACCACGGCAGGCACCCAUGUGCGAGAUGAUGCAGUAGCCAACCUGACCCAGCUGAUUGGAGGGACCCAGGAGCUACAUCCCUAUUCUGUGCGCCGCCUCUACAGUGCCUUAGCAGAGGACAUCUCCCAGCAACCACUUGUCCAGGUGGCAGCCUGGUGCAUCGGGGAGUAUGGGGACCUCCUGCUGGAAGGGAACUGUGAGGAAACGGAGCCUUCGCAGGUGGAAGAAGAGGAAGUGUUAGCACUACUAGAAAAGGUUCUGCAGUCCCAUAUGUCCCUGCCAACCACCCGAGGCUAUGCCCUCACAGCUCUCAUGAAGUUCAGCACCCGGCUCCGGGGAGACAACAAUCGUAUCCGCCAGGUGGUGUCCAUCUAUGGGAGCUGUGUGGAUGUGGAGCUGCAGCAGCGGGCUGUGGAGUAUAACACACUCUUCCGGAAGUAUGACCACAUGAGGCCACACAGAGGAACCCUUGCAUUCCAUCCACUCAGGGCUGCCAUCCUUGAAAAGAUGCCACUCGUGGAGCGAGGUGGCCCUCAGGUUGAUGAAGAGGCAAAGGAUAACAAAUCAGCAUCCCAGCUCUUGGGAACAGCAGCCCCUGUCCCCACAGAGCCCCAGGCCACUAAACUCUUGGAUCUGCUGGAUCUCCUAGAUGGCACUUCUGAAGAUACUCAGCACCCUCCUCCCCUGGCUCCUUCCCCAGGGGGUGCCUUAGUACACCUCCUUGACCUUCCCUGUGCGCCUCCACCCCCAGCUCCCAUCCCCAGUCUUCAAGUGUUUGAGCGUGAAGGAGUUCAGAUGAAUCUGUCUUUCAUUCGGCCUCCUGAAACCCCAGCUCUGCUCCUAGUCACUGUCACCAUCACCAACUCCUCAAAGGAUGAUGUCACCCACUUCAUCUGCCAGGCAGCUGUGCCCAAGAGCUUCCAGCUACAGCUACAGGCCCCCAGUGGGGACACGGUUCCAGCCCAGGGCGGCUUUCCCAUCACCCAGCUCUUCAAAAUCCUCAACCCUAGCAAGGCACCUUUACGGCUAAAGCUGCGCCUCACCUACAACCACUUUGGCCAGGCCGUGCAGGAGAUCUUUGAGGUGAAUAACUUGCCUAUGGAGACAUGGCAGUAACUUACCAGGGGUGUCUGGCCCAGGUGUUUGCAGGUUCUUGGUGUCUUAUUCAGAGAAUGGAAAUAAAGUCAUAAAGGCACACAGAU
Molecule: messenger RNA, 2811 nt
Organism: Nannospalax galili (Upper Galilee mountains blind mole rat)
Lineage: Eukaryota; Metazoa; Chordata; Mammalia; Rodentia; Spalacidae
Gene: Ap1g2
Product: adaptor related protein complex 1 subunit gamma 2
Exons: 22
Coding region: 329-2725 (798 amino acids)
Biological process (GO): receptor-mediated endocytosis; intracellular protein transport; Golgi to vacuole transport
Cellular component (GO): membrane coat; Golgi apparatus; AP-1 adaptor complex
Molecular function (GO): clathrin-cargo adaptor activity
Source: RefSeq, a predicted model, not a curated record